UUGUAUAAUUGAUUUAAAACAAUUAUUAGAAAAAUAAUUUUUAUAUGUGAUUAAUAACAACUUAUGAUCGACGUGUUAGUUUAUGGAAAUCAAAUCAACAAUUUGAUAUAUGUCAAUUAAUUGAUUGGUUAACAUUUUCAGUAUCAUCAUUUGCACCAGAUGGAAUAACUAUACAUAAUAAUAAUAAUAAUAAUUGGCAAUCAUAUCCACCAAAUUUAGCUUGUUUUAUUGAUCAUAAUUUAUUAAUGUAUAUUGGUUAUGGAAUAGAAAAAUCUAUACAAAUAAAUAAUCUUGAUACAAAACAAAUUAUUCGUACCAUAUCAUUAAGUCAAUGGUGUUCAUGUUUUGAUAUAUCAAAUAUUAACAAUGAUGAAAAUGAAAAUCGUUUGAUAGUAAUUAGUAAAAAAAGAUCGUUUAGUACAAUUAAAAGAUUAUACUCAGGAAAUAUUUCAGGAUUUUAUUGA
Molecule: messenger RNA, 464 nt
Organism: Rotaria sordida
Lineage: Eukaryota; Metazoa; Rotifera; Eurotatoria; Philodinida; Philodinidae
Source: the annotation of a GenBank genome assembly